AUGUGGUCCCUGUGGCUCUGCUUGGCACUCUGGGUGAUGCCACUAGUGGGCCCUGGGGAGGCCUUGACUGAGGAACAGGUCCUGGACAGCCUGCUGCAGCAGCUGCAGCUCAGCGAGGCACCCACCAUGGACAGGGCCGAUGUGGAGGAGCUGACCAUGCCUCCUGAUGUGCAGGCCCAGUAUGUAUCCCUGAUGCAGCGUAGCCAUGGGGACCGCUCCCGUGAGAAGAGAUUCAGCCAGAGCUUCCGAGAGAUGGUGGGCAAGUUCUUGGUGUCCGAGGCCUCCACGCAGCUGCUGGUGUUUGGCAUGGAGGGACGACUGCCACCCAACAGCGAACUGGUGCAGGCUGUACUGCGGAUCUUCCAGGAGCCUGUCCCCAGGGCCACGCUCCGCAAGCAAGAGAAGCCGUCCACGCGUGGCCACCGGGCCCGGAUCACCAUUGAGUGGCUGCGUGUCCGCGACAAUGGCUCUAACCGCACCUCCCUCAUAGACUCCAGGCUGGUGUCCAUCCACAAGGGCGGCUGGAAGACCUUUGAUGUGACCGAGGCUGUGAACUUCUGGCAGCAGCUGAGACGGCCCCGGCAGCCCCUGAUGCUGAAGGUGUCCGUGCUGAGGGAGCAUCUGGGCCCCGGGGCCUCGGACGCCCACAAGUUGGUCCGCUUCUCCGCGCAGGGGGCACAGGGCGCUGAGCAGAGGGAGCCUCAGCUGGAGUUGCACACGCUGGACCUCAAGGACUAUGGAGCUCAAGGCAAUUGUGACCCUGAGGCACCAGUGACCGAGGGUACUCGCUGCUGCCGCAGGCAGGCAUACUUGGACCUUGAGAAGACGAAGUGGGCUGACAACUGGGUCGUGGAGCCCCCUGGUUUCUUGGUCUAUGAGUGUGCAGGCAGCUGUCUGCAGCUCCCAGAGCGCCUGGCCAACAAGUGGCCAUUUCUCGGACCAAGACAGUGCAUCGCCUCAGAAACAACCUCACUGCCCGUGAUUGUGAACGUCAAAGAAGGAAGCAGGACCAGGCUCCAGGUGGUCAGCCUGCCCAACAUGAGGGUGCAGGAGUGCAGCUGUGUCUCAGAUGGGGCUCCUGUAUCAAGGGGCCUCCAGCCAUAG
Messenger RNA from Marmota flaviventris (yellow-bellied marmot), 1104 nucleotides. RefSeq names its product left-right determination factor 2-like. The record is from RefSeq and is a predicted model, not a curated record. Gene Ontology annotation, molecular function: growth factor activity; transforming growth factor beta receptor binding; cytokine activity. Gene Ontology annotation, biological process: anterior/posterior axis specification. Gene Ontology annotation, cellular component: extracellular region. Lineage: Eukaryota; Metazoa; Chordata; Mammalia; Rodentia; Sciuridae.